This is a messenger RNA of Moneuplotes crassus, 425 nucleotides long. The record is from the annotation of a GenBank genome assembly. Lineage: Eukaryota; Ciliophora; Spirotrichea; Euplotida; Euplotidae.
GAUUUAUUAUCUCGUUCCUUAAAUUUGACACAGAAAUGGAAAAGCAUACUAUGAUAGAACAACCUAAAAGAGAGGACAUAUUUCACAAGAAGCCCUCGAAGGAAUUAAAGGAUAUCAAACACGGAGACAAGAAGUUAGAAGUCAAGUUCAUUAUCCUCGAAAAGACAGCAUCAAUUCCUCUCAAAAACUCUGAUUUAUUGACUCAAUUUCUAGUAGCUGAUGAGACUGCUAGCAUCAGGUGCAAUUUCUUUGGAGAAAUAGGGGCUGACCUACAACCAGGAGAUAUUAUUUACAUGAAUGAAGCUUACGCGACUACGUACAAGAAUAUGUUGAUCCUUUAUCAAGGCAAGAAGGGCAAAGUCCAUCGGAUAGGUGACUUCUUCUUUAAUUUCGACGAGACCUUGCUUAAAUCAAAGGUUCAGUAA